Molecule: messenger RNA, 711 nt
Organism: Arachis stenosperma
Lineage: Eukaryota; Viridiplantae; Streptophyta; Magnoliopsida; Fabales; Fabaceae
Exons: 3
Coding region: 1-711 (236 amino acids)
Source: RefSeq, a predicted model, not a curated record
AUGGCUGCGUUGCAGAACAUGGUUGCUGAUAUGCAGGCCACUGCUGAGGUUAAUCCGUCAAAAUUCAAGGGAACCACCAAUCCGACCGAAGCCGACACUUGGUUUCAAGCUAUGGAGCACACACUGCAAGCGCAGUUGGUACCUAAAAAGCAGUGCGUCGAGUUUGCUACUUAUCUGCUUACUGGGGAAGUGUCACACUGGUGGCAGGGAACCCGACAUCUCCUACAACAUGGUGAUGAUCCUAUCACCUGGGAUGCUUUUCAGGAGGAAUUUUACAAGAAGUACUUUUUGAACUCCGCUAGAACGGCCAAGGAAUUGGAGCUACUGCAGCUAAAGCCGGGUGCUAUUUCUGUAUCUGAAUAUAUAGACAAGAGGGCUCCGAAGCAAUAUCUACAGUUUAGUAGGGCCUAUGGAGAUCAGGACUUUCAUAGUAAGGGCAGAGUUACCGAAGAGUGUCUGAAGAAGGCAGCUGCAGAAAGAGGAAGUCAUAGGGAAUCAUUCCCACUGAACCGAGGGAAGAGUUUUGCUCCUAGAGGUCUGCCCUUCAAGUGGGAAGGUUUUACACCACAAAGAACUCAGGGUCAAAAUAACUUUAGGAGGCCUAAUAACAACAAUGUUCCAGGGAGGAGAUUUAGGAAGCAGCCUCAGAAUGAGCAGAUGUGUGCUAGAUGUGGGAGUUACCAUCUUGGUGUUCCGUGCAAGGCCGGCUAG